This is a messenger RNA of Zea mays, 887 nucleotides long. RefSeq lists its product as uncharacterized. The transcript has a single exon. Lineage: Eukaryota; Viridiplantae; Streptophyta; Magnoliopsida; Poales; Poaceae. The record is from RefSeq and is marked validated. Bases 206 to 583 code for a protein of 125 amino acids.
GCAAGCCGGCCGGCAUUGCAAACCAACAGGCAACAGACAUGGCCGUCGAAGCUUCGGCUGCCCGCACGCUACCCCUGCCGCAAAGCUAAUCAUAAUAAGCUUCGUGGUGCGAUAGGCACGUCACGUCACGUCGGCAGCGCGCGGCGGCAUCCACCUCCAUCCGUCCAUCGUUGGUCGCAAGGGAGCGCGAGAGAGGGAGGAGAGAAUGAGAGCCCUCGCCCUCACGCUGCCAGCUCUUGUCCUUGCUGCUCUCCUAAGCUGCACCCCCGAGAUCUCUGCCGUCAGAGUCCCGGCGGCCACUCUCGCCGACCAGACGAGCAACCGGCGGGGCGCCUCGUCGCCACCGGCGGCAGCCGAGCAGCCAACAAGGAAGGCGGCGAGCGACGAUGACGCUGCCGCCGCCGCCGCCGCCGCAAGCAGCGCCAGGGCCAGCAGGCUCGACGACGCGUCCGCCAGCUGGAAGGCGCCCGCGGUUGCCGGCGGCGCCUCGUAUUCCCCUCCUCCGUCGGCCGUGUUCGACCCCGAUAGGAUGAGCAAGCGCCGCGUCCGCAGAGGCUCCGACCCCAUCCACAACAAGUGCUAGCUGAUCCCGAGUGUGCGUCCGUGGCGAGUUCUCGUCAAGUGUCGAUUCUCUCGCUUUGUUUCCUCCGCCUCUCCAUUUCUCUAAUCUGCUCCUUCGCUUUAUUUUUUUUUUCUUCUUCUUCUUUCGUUACCACUUUUUUUUUCUCUUCUCUUUGAGGUUUGACCGUUUGAGCGCGCAGUUCUGCUGCCUACCGUGUUGUAGGGCGCAGUCGGUUUUGUGCUACAGAAAUACUUGUACAGAGAUGCAUGCAUGCCAAUGAAAGGCGAAUGCCGGUCGAAUGGACACGCUGCCGCACCUUGCAAGC